Drosophila bipectinata is the source of this 615-nucleotide messenger RNA. It is a transcript of the gene dod, whose product is annotated as (peptidyl-prolyl cis/trans isomerase) NIMA-interacting 1 dodo. Gene Ontology annotation, cellular component: cytosol; nucleus. Lineage: Eukaryota; Metazoa; Arthropoda; Insecta; Diptera; Drosophilidae. The record is from RefSeq and is a predicted model, not a curated record. Gene Ontology annotation, molecular function: protein binding; peptidyl-prolyl cis-trans isomerase activity.
ACAACCAAAAAAAAAUAUAUUAUUUGCAGUUCUUUAAACGAAAGAAAGAUGCCUGAUGCCGAGCAAUUACCCGAGGGCUGGGAGAAGCGUACCAGCCGUUCCACAGGUAUGAGCUACUACUUGAACGUGCACACAAAGGAGUCCCAGUGGGACCAGCCCACCGAGCCGGCCAAGAAAGCCGGUGGUUCUAGCGGCGGCGGCGGCUCUGGAGGCGAUGCCCCUGACGAGGUGCAGUGCCUCCAUUUGCUGGUGAAGCACAAGGGCAGCCGGCGCCCCAGCUCGUGGCGCGAGGAUAACAUCACCCGCACCAAGGAAGAGGCGCAGCUACUACUGGAGGUCUAUCGCAACAAGAUCGUCCAGCAGGAGGCAACCUUCGAUGAGCUGGCACGCUCCUACUCGGACUGCAGUUCCGCCAGGCGUGGCGGCGAUCUCGGCACCUUCGGCAGAGGUCAGAUGCAGCCACCAUUCGAGAAGGCCGCCUUCGGCCUGAACAUCGGCCAGUUGUCGGGGAUUGUGGAUACCGACUCCGGACUGCACAUUAUCCUGCGCAAGGCGUAAACUGAACAACUCGCUUACAAAAUAAAACUUAAUUUACAGCCAUUUCUGAAUAUAUAA